UUUCUUAACAUUAUGGAGUAAUAAAUUUGGUAGCUAGAGACAAAAGAAGUUUAUAUGACUUGUGAUGGACACCAACAGCAUCCAUUAUUUUAGUAGUUGUUGUAGAUGAGAUGACUUUCCAAUCCAACUUGUGAAUUUGUGUGUCUAUAUAAAUAAUUCAUACUCUUAACUCACUUUUCUUCAUCUCACCUUUUGGGGCCUUCUUCUCAUCACCUAUAUCACUUUCUCUAAGACAAAUUUUCCGUGAAUAUGGGGCAAAAGCAUUUUGCUUUAGCGUUCUGUUUGUGGGCUUUGACGUGUUCGCUGCUUCCUUCUUUCUCCUUUGGAAUGCUGAGAAUCGGUUUGCAGAAGAGACCUCUAGAUCUUCAUAGUAUUAAUGCUGCUAAAAAGGCAAGAGAAGAGCUAAGAUCAGGAAGACCAAUGAUUGGUGCACACAAUCAUUAUAUUGGUAAGUCCAGCGAUGAAGCUAUAGUACCUUUGAAGAAUUAUUUGGACGCUCAAUAUUAUGGCGAGAUUGCAAUUGGCACGCCUCCACAGACCUUUACUGUCAUAUUUGAUACCGGAAGUUCCAACCUUUGGGUUCCAUCAUCCAAGUGUUACUUUUCGCUUGCUUGCUAUACCCAUAGUUGGUACAAGUCAAAGAAAUCCCAAACAUAUGCCAAAAACGGAACAUCAUGUAAAAUAAGCUACGGAUCUGGAUCAAUAUCUGGUUUCUUCAGUCAAGAUAAUGUUAAAGUUGGCAAUGCUGUUGUCAAGUAUCAGGAUUUCAUUGAGGCUACCCGAGAAGGAAGUCUUUCAUUUCUGGCGGGAAAGUUUGAUGGAAUACUUGGACUUGGAUUUCAGGAGAUCUCAGUUGCAAGAGCUUUGCCAGUAUGGUACAAUAUGGUGGAACAAAAUCUUAUCAGUGAGAAGGUGUUCUCUUUUUGGCUCAAUGGGGAUCCUAAUGCGAAAAAGGGUGGUGAAUUAGUUUUUGGUGGUGUUGACCCUAAGCAUUUCAAAGGAAAACACACUUAUGUUCCGGUUACUGAAAAAGGUUACUGGCAGAUUGAAAUGGGAGAUUUUUUCAUUGGAGGCCAGUCAACUGGUGUUUGUGAAGGUGGCUGUGCUGCUAUUGUGGACUCAGGAACUUCAUUGCUUGCUGGCCCAACUACUGUUGUGGCUGAAAUCAACCAUGCUAUUGGAGCUGAAGGAGUUCUGAGUGUAGAAUGUAAGGAAGUUGUUUCUCAAUAUGGGGAGUUGAUAUGGGAUCUCCUAGUAUCAGGGGUAAAUCCUGGUGACAUUUGUUCACAAGUCGGUUUAUGUUCUGUCCGCAGUGAUCAAUCUAAGAGUGCUGGGAUUGAGAUGGUAACUGAAAAUAAACAGAGUGAGAUGUCAGCUACAGAUACUCCUUUGUGUUCUUCUUGUCAGAUGCUUGUUAUUUGGGUCCAGAAUCAACUAAAACAAAAGGCGACCAAGGAAAGAGUAUUCAAUUAUGUGAAUCAACUGUGUGAGAGUCUUCCAAGUCCAUCCGGAGAAUCAGUGAUAAGCUGUAACGAUCUUUCUCGGAUGCCAAACAUAUCAUUCACUAUCGGAGACAAACCCUUCGUCCUCACACCAGAACAGUAUGUUCUAAGAACUGGAGAAGGCAUUACAGAGGUCUGCCUUAGUGCGUUUAUUGCUUUUGAUAUUCCUCCUCCAAAGGGUCCACUCUGGAUUCUUGGUGAUGUUUUCAUGAGGGCAUAUCACACAGUCUUCGACUACGGAAACCUUCAAGUUGGUUUUGCAGAAGCUGCAUAGUUACCACAUACCACUUAUGGAGUAAUAUCUUAAGGAAUAUUUUUCAUAAUUUCGUUUAUGCAUUGUAAAUAAGCUGUUGUGCUACUAUGUAACUACUAUACCUUAGGUUCACUUCAUGUAUUCACAUAUAUAUGUAUUCUGUAUGUAUUUAUUUAUCUAUCCACGUAUGAUACAAGACGACAAAUAUACACUAAUUAAAAGUUUGUGUCCUUUUACGUGAAGAACCAUUUUCAUUUCAUUCA
This is a messenger RNA of Cicer arietinum (chickpea), 2018 nucleotides long. Its product is annotated as aspartic proteinase. NCBI's taxonomy places the organism in Eukaryota, Viridiplantae, Streptophyta, Magnoliopsida, Fabales, Fabaceae. Gene Ontology annotation, molecular function: aspartic-type endopeptidase activity. The record is from RefSeq and is a predicted model, not a curated record. Gene Ontology annotation, biological process: lipid metabolic process; proteolysis.